Molecule: messenger RNA, 429 nt
Organism: Paramuricea clavata
Lineage: Eukaryota; Metazoa; Cnidaria; Anthozoa; Malacalcyonacea; Plexauridae
Source: the annotation of a GenBank genome assembly
AUGUCCGGAGUUCAACACAUUGCAGGAAAUAACGAUCCGAAGGAGCAGCACCAUUGUAAAUCGAUCGCUACCUGGACGGGGCCUGGUGCUCCAACAGUUUCAGUGCGACUAUGGUUAUUGAAGGGGCACACUGCAGAGAAGAAAAAUAUAGCCCUGUGCAAGGAAGAUCUUUUAAUAUGCAUCCGGGCAGCUUUCAAGGCUCACCCGGAGAAAGGGUAUUGUUAUAUUCACUGGCAGAUGUCAACGGAUAUGUCCACUAAGCCACUAUUUACAAUGGAUUAUGACGUUACUGGUGAGAUGCUUCAACUUGUGACAACGCGAAAGCCAAGCGAACAGUCUACACCAGACGUUGAAACGCCUCCACCGGCGGUCGAAAAGCCUCAACUGGCGGUCGCGAAGGAUGCCGGCCAGAACUCAAUGGAGCAAUGA